Messenger RNA from Cyprinus carpio (common carp), 5198 nucleotides. Its product is annotated as anoctamin-3-like. The transcript is spliced from 27 exons. Gene Ontology annotation, cellular component: plasma membrane. The record is from RefSeq and is a predicted model, not a curated record. Gene Ontology annotation, biological process: chloride transmembrane transport. Lineage: Eukaryota; Metazoa; Chordata; Actinopteri; Cypriniformes; Cyprinidae. Gene Ontology annotation, molecular function: chloride channel activity; protein dimerization activity. Bases 452 to 3499 code for a protein of 1015 amino acids.
ACUGUUUCGUCACGCACGUAUCGAGUUAUAGGCUAUUUCAUCUCAUCACGCAGAGCGUUCUUGCGUUCAAAAACAUCUCGACAUCGUGUAAAAACGGAGAGGAACGGAACGCACGGGGGAUGUGUCUUUUAAAGCUGAGCUGUUUUUUAACCUCACAGUGCGUCUUAAAACACAACGCGAUUAGGAAUAAAGAGCAGGACGCGACGUAACAGUCAAAGACAUCCGCCUGACGCAUCUAAGCAAUUAAAAACAGCGUAGACGGAACGCAACAGCACGUUCUGUGUGAACGCCCCCCCAAAACGCGGGUCAUUCAUCGAACCACUGAAGGGUGUCCGUCCGUCCUCUUACAGUACGUAACCAUGACAACAGCCCCGGAUGGUGGAGCGCGAGGGUAGACAGGUGUUGGGUUGCGCAGAGGAGAGACACCUACGCGAUCGCUCCAUACUUUCCCAUGUAUCCUGCCUUCAUCUUCUGCACGCGAGGAUCUCUGUCGGGAACCACCAUGGUGCAUCACUCUGGAUCCAUACAGUCCUUCAAGCAGCAGAAGGCAGGUAUGCACAACAGUAUCAGUGAGAUUUUGAAGGAGAAAGCGCUAAAGUCGUCUCGCCGCAGUUUGCCGUGUCUGGCUCAGAGUCAGACGCAUCCUCAGAACCUCAAUCACUUCCUGUCUGUGCCUCUGAGUCCUGAACCCAAAACAUACUCUCACAGCGUCAGUGCCUCCUGCACACAAAUCACACCUCCUUCCACAGACACUAGUCAGGAUGUCUACAUGGAAGAGAAGGAGGUGGGGGAGUUUGAGCCUAAAACGGAUGAAACGUUCCUCGUCCAGCAGAAGCCUGUGUCCAGAGCAAAGCUAGAGGCCCGCACAGACUCCGUACAGGGGAACAAUCUAGAAAAGCCCUCGGGAUUGAUGUUUAGAGAUGGGAAGAAGCGCAUUGACUAUAUAUUAGUCUAUAAGAAAUCCAGCCCUCAGGUGGAGAAGAGGUGCACGUUUGAGAGGAACCUGCGGGCGGAAGGGCUAAUGCUGGAGAAGGAGCCCUCACUAACAAACAGUGAUAUCCUGUUUGUGAAGAUUCAUGCGCCGUGGGACACGCUGUGUAAAUAUGCUGAGCAGAUGAACAUUAGAAUGCCCUUCAGGAAAAAGUGUUACUUCACAGACUGGAAGAAAAAAAAUAUGGGCAGUCGAUUUCAGUUGAAAUUUCGUCAGUUGAAGAGCUGGCUUCCCAGAAACCCCAUGAAACUGGAUAAAGAGGCGUUACCAGACCUGGAGGAAUCCGACUGCUACACUGCCCCCUUCAGCAGGGCCAGAAUGCACCAUUUUACCAUCAACAACAGGGAGACGUUUUUCUCAAACUCGACCAGAAGCAGGAUAGUACAUCAUGUACUACAGCGCACAAAGUAUGAGGACGGGAAGUCUAAGAUGGCUCCUCCAUUGUGUUGUCUGUUUCUGCUUAAUUAUUAUGAGCAUCAAGAGCGGCUCCUCAUGGGCCAGUCGGGGAGUUCAUGGGAAGGUAUUAAUCGGUUACUUGGCAACAGCACGUAUGAGGCAGCGUUUCCUCCACAUGAGGGAAGUUAUAAAAGCAGACAUCCGAUUAAAACCCAUGGGGCUCAAAACCACAGACACCUUCUGUACGAGAGAUGGGCACGCUGGGGGAUCUGGUACAAAUACCAGCCUCUAGACCUCAUACGGCGGUACUUUGGGGAGAAGAUUGGGCUGUAUUUUGCCUGGUUGGGCUGGUAUACAGGCAUGCUGAUCCCUGCUGCUUUUGUCGGCCUCUUCGUCUUCCUCUAUGGGCUUUUCACCAUGGACUCCAGCCAAGUAAGUAAAGAGAUAUGUGAGGCCAACACCACUGUCAUGUGCCCCAUGUGUGAAGGCAACUGCAGCUCUUGGACGCUGAGUGACAGCUGUGUCUAUGCAAAGGUGACCUAUCUUUUUGAUAAUGGAGGAACAGUAUUCUUUGCUAUCUUCAUGGCAAUAUGGGCCACAGUAUUCCUUGAGUUCUGGAAGAGGAGAAGGGCGGAGCUAACAUACGACUGGGAUUUGAUUGACUGGGAGGAAGAAGAGGAAGAACUACGGCCCCAGUUUGAAGCCAAAUACUCCCGGAAGGAGAGAGUAAACCCCAUCUCAGGGAAACCAGAGCCCUUCCAGCCCUUCACAGACAAACUCAGCCGACUCAUGGUGUCUGUUUCGGGAAUCUUCUUCAUGAUCUCUCUGGUCCUGACAGCCGUGUUUGCCGUGGUGGUGUUCCGCCUCAUUGCCAUGGAGAAGUUUGCUUCUUUCCAGUGGGAGUUUGUGAAGAAGAACUGGCAAUUCGCCACCUCAGGCACUGGAGUCUGCAUCAACUUCAUGAUCAUCAUGUCUCUGAACGUGGUCUAUGAGAAAGUGGCCUACCUACUUACAAACCUGGAACAUCCACGGACAGAGUCAGAAUGGGAAAACAGCUUUGCCCUCAAAAUGUUCCUCUUCCAGUUCGUCAACCUCAACAGCUCGACCUUCUACAUUGCUUUCUUUUUAGGAAGGUUUGCUGGCAGGCCGGGUGACUAUAAUAAGCUGUUUAACCGGUGGAGGAUGGAGGAGUGUCAUCCCAGUGGUUGUCUGAUUGACUUGUGCCUACAGAUGGGAGUGAUUAUGGUGUUGAAACAGAUCUGGAAUAACUUCAUGGAGCUGGGCUACCCACUGCUGCAGAACUGGUGGUCCCGGCGUAAGAUGAAACGUGCAGGAGAGCAGAAUAAGAGUAAAGAACAGCUGCCACAGUGGGAUAGAGACUGGAACCUGCAGCCUAUGAACGCCCACGGGCUGGUGGACGAGUAUCUGGAGAUGGUUCUACAGUUUGGUUUCACCACAAUCUUUGUGGCGGCAUUUCCUUUGGCUCCUCUGCUUGCUCUGCUCAACAACAUAAUCGAGAUCCGAUUAGACGCCUACAAGUUUGUCACGCAGUGGAGGAGACCGAUGCCUGCUCGUGCUACUGACAUCGGUAUCUGGCAUGGUGUCCUGGAGGGAAUUGGAGUCGUGGCUGUCAUAACAAAUGCAUUCGUCAUUGCCAUCACUUCAGAUUACAUCCCUCGCUUUGUCUAUGCUUUCAAAUAUGGGCCCUGUGUGGACAAGGGUUACCGGCAUGAGAAAUGUCUAAGAGGAUACUUGAACAACAGCCUGUCUGUUUUUAAUAUGGGUGAAUUGAAAAAUGGGAGUUAUCAUCCUCAAUACUGCAGGUAUCGAGAUUACAGAGCGCCUCCAUGGAGUCCUGAACCCUACGAAUUCACCCUGCAGUUCUGGCAUGUUUUGGCUGCCAGAUUAGCCUUCAUCAUAGUCUUUGAGCACCUGGUGUUUGGCAUUAAGACCUUCAUAGCCCAUAUGAUUCCAGACAUGCCCAAAGACCUAUCUGAUCGCAUGCGCAGGGAGAAAUACCUGAUGCAGGAGAUGAUGUAUGAGACGGAACUGGAGCACCUGCAGAAAGAGCGGAAAAAGAAUGGCAAACGUUAUCACCAUGAGUGGCCUUAGCCAUGCCUGUCCAUAAAUACACAAAAAAUGCCCAAUGGAGAACCACAUACACUACCCACAAAAGCACAUAAAGAGCGGCGGACAAGCGUCCUUGCAACAUGCACACCUGCAGCACAUAUAUGAACACGGACAUUCAUGUACAACCGUUUUGCUACCUUGGACAGCUAGCUUUAUUGACUCCAUGCAUGGGCUGCCCACUUAUCAUUGCUGUGACAAACCAGGGAAUGGAUUCAGUGUUUCGGGUCAAAACCUGAUCUCCGGGUGGCCCUUUAGAGCCAAGAGUUGGCAGCUGUACUCUGCACCAAAGAGGUUCUUCUCAAUCACAUCCCUACCCGAGACCUCCGAUUAUCCUAUAUUUUCAUCCUGAGUAGUUCUAAAACUUUACUGAUUGGCUACUUAAACUUUUGGCUCAUUAGCUAAAAGUAGCUAUGAAAGCAGUCUGGCAAAAUUAUGGAUUGGGAUAAAGAAGUUUGAGAAUCACUAUACUAAAGAAAGUCAUGAUUGGGCAUUUUAUCAAUAGAAAUGUGUCUUGAGGGUAUGGAAUGAAAGGGAUUAGUUUGAAAUCAAGCGGAAAUUAAAUCAAAUGGAUUUCCGAAAACACAACUGGAUCCACCUGGCUUCUUAAGAGUCAACAAACGUCUGUGCCAGAGUACGCUGCAGCACAUGAAGGAGUUUCACUUCCACAAACCACCGCUUUGUCCAUGUGAAGCAUCAUCAACAUUGAGAUCAAUGGAUUACAGUGUUUUCUGACACACCGUAAACUCCAGUGUGUAGGUGGGAAAUAUCAUUCAUUGAACACGCAUCCUUCUCAGCAUGGCCUGCAGUGGCGCUGCUCUUUCAUCUGUGUUCUGUAGUAGUUCUGAAUGGAGCACUUGUGCAGUUGGACUGUUUACUGUGCAGAUGAAGGGCUUUUGGAGUUCUUGUUUUCUGCUUGCCUACUUGUCUGCGUCUCUGUGCGUGGCAGCUUUGAAGCAGUUCUCUACCUGGUGACCAGGCAAUGUGACGACGUUUACUCUCGAACAUAUUUACCAGUGCGCCCUCUCUCUUCGCUUGCCAGCAUCAUACAUUGUGAUUCUUGUUACAAAAGUGGUUUCUGGUAAAGGUUACCAAAUAAAAAUCAGUUUGUUUAUGCAAAUGAACAGUUUUUAUGUACUGCAUCGCCUUGAAAAGAUAUGCAGAUCUGUCUUUGAGUACAAUAAGUCAUUGUGUCAAGGCAAAUGAAAUAAAACAAAUAGCCAAUAUUGGCAAAAUGGUGAUAUACUGUAAGUAACAUGCAUGUUUUUUUAUUGCAUGUUGUUUAUUUGUUUUUCAUUAUUUUAUAAGACUAUGUGCUUUGUUCAUAGGCCUGGUUUUGUAGCGUGUGUGAGCUGAAUUGAUGUGUGAGUGAGCUGUGUUUGUUGCUCGGCUGUCAUGAGUUUUGUGUUUCCAUCAGCCUAUGUGCAAGACAGUGGCUAUCUUUGGAACAACAUACUAGUAUCUCUGCAGUAUAUAGUAUGUAUGCUGUGAAUUUUCUCUGUGUGUAAAACACCUGGAUGAAUUAGUAUGUUUGCAAAAGUAUUAAGCAUACAACCUGUGUGAGCUGUGUAGAAUGCAGUAUCCCUCAAUGCAAUGCUUUCGACUUAAACCUACAGUACAAUAGAGUGAUGCAGUGAUGAAAUACUUUUGUUCAGAAUAAUAGAACUGGAAGUGCAUUGGCCUA